CUCUGCCGCUCAUCCGCCGGAACAGAUCUCACAGCGAGCAGUGCGCGAUGAUUGGGCGCGCGAGGGUUUAAGCCGACUCAGGAUCAAGAAGUAAAACCCAUAUUUCUAGGGUUUACUUCUAGUGACGUCCAGGACCUCUCAACUCACAGAGAGUUUAGCAUCUCAACGCACGCGGCCAUGUAUCUUCAAUUCUACAUAAAUGAGAAUGGGGACAAGGUUUACACCACCAAGAAGGAAUCACCUCUUGGUAUGGCAACACAAUCUGCUCAUCCAGCUCGCUUCUCCCCAGAUGAUAAGUACUCCAGGCAACGGGUUCUUCUGAAGAAACGAUUUGGUCUGCUUCCAACCCAGAAGCCACCACCAAAGUACUGAGGGAUCAUUGAUGCACAAUAUUGGACGAACUUUAUGUUUCCUUCUGAUGUCAGAAAACAUGCCAUGCUCCCGGACAACUUCUGGGUUUCACGAAACUAGAAACUCUUGCGAUGCCAUUGUAUGAAAAACAUGGUUGUGUAGAACCUUAUGUCGAGGACAAUCUGCGGUUAAUUGUUUAUUGUUUACUUUAGUACUGAAGACUAAUUUCAAGGGAAUAACUGACAUCCAUGAUCUGUAUCUCUUCUUGUCUGUUA
Molecule: messenger RNA, 626 nt
Organism: Phoenix dactylifera (date palm)
Lineage: Eukaryota; Viridiplantae; Streptophyta; Magnoliopsida; Arecales; Arecaceae
Product: H/ACA ribonucleoprotein complex subunit 3-like protein
Biological process (GO): rRNA pseudouridine synthesis; positive regulation of telomerase RNA localization to Cajal body; snRNA pseudouridine synthesis
Cellular component (GO): box H/ACA snoRNP complex
Molecular function (GO): telomerase RNA binding; snoRNA binding
Source: RefSeq, a predicted model, not a curated record